AUGGACCAAUUGCAUGAACCAACGUCGCUGGGCGGCAUAUGGGGCACUAAGUAUCUCCAGCAGGAGCAACAGCGAAGAGCCAACUCGUACUCGUCACCACACGAAUUGUUGCCUUUCCUGCACACCAACAAGGUUAUGCAGCAGAAGCAUAUGCUCCAAUCCAUGCCUCCACAAAAUUUACUGUCGCCUCUCAAUAUGAACUAUAUGUCCCUUCACGACUCCCCAACGUUCGGCACACCUACGACUCCGCAUUCACCCUUCGAUUUCCACACCCUCAAUCUCCUCAUCGGGUCGGACACAGUUCCAACCCAAUGCCGUCUCCAAUUCUCUCUUCAUAUCCAACCUUCAUCUUCUUCAUCACCCCUUACCUGGUUGCGGACAAACGCCAACUCCACUGCGUCUACUGAGAGCUCACCAGUCUGCUUCACCACCCACCGCAGGCUUAACCCGAGCGCCGAGAGCGACCAACCAUCUGCUUUCCCUUUCCUCUCGCCAACACAGAACCAGUCAGGCUGA
Cyclocybe aegerita is the source of this 516-nucleotide messenger RNA. NCBI's taxonomy places the organism in Eukaryota, Fungi, Basidiomycota, Agaricomycetes, Agaricales, Hemipholiotaceae. The record is from the annotation of a GenBank genome assembly.